AGGAGGGCGAGUCGGGCGUGUCCUCGCUGCCCAGCGUUGAGGCGAUGCCAGUGGCCAGGCUGGACCCGGAGGAGGGCCUCGACCUGCCGAUGGGCGCGCACUUCAUCGAUCUGUACGGCGCCGGACGCUGGAAGUUUCAGGAUGUACCCCUCGUCAACUCCGAGAGGCUCGAGAGGGAGCGGGCCGCCAAGGACAGGGCCGCCAGGGAGGCGAAGGACCGGGAGAGAGCCGCAAACGAGGCCAGGGAGAGGAGGGAGAAGGAGAGGGCCGAGAAGCUGGCGUUGGCGAAGGCCGAGAAGGAGAGGGCCGAGAGGGAGGCCCAGGAUCGGGCCGCGGAGCGGGAGCGGCGGCGGAGGGAGGCCCGGGAAAGCGGCACCGAGGCCAUUGCCGUGAAGGAGUGUCCCCCGGAGUACUUCGCGGGCCUGCACGCCCUCUUCUGGCUGCAGGGCCAGGA
Prorocentrum cordatum is the source of this 454-nucleotide messenger RNA. The record is from the annotation of a GenBank genome assembly. NCBI's taxonomy places the organism in Eukaryota, Dinophyceae, Prorocentrales, Prorocentraceae.